GUCGUAACAGCUACCAGACCAAACAUCUAAAAAUUUCCUAGCUUGAAGAGAGAGGAAGGCACAGCAUGAAGCAUUGAAGUUGGCAAGAUACUGUACCUCCAUACCUCUGAAUCUGAAUAUAGAUGCCAUUUCUUUAGUUCUUCCUUUGAGUUGAAGCUGAAAAUAAGUCUUUCGGCAGGAGGCAUCAAGUCUUCAAGGUUCAUGUAAGAGCUGCAGGGGCGGGGGGGGGGGGGGGGGGGGGGGGGGGGGGGGGGGGGGGGGGGGGGGCCAUACACAAGUAAAUAAGGAAACCAUCUUGUACACUAAUGUUCUAUUCAAUCUUAGAAAUCCAAUAGUAAAGGCAAUGCAGUGAAAUCGUUUCCACUUUAUGGGCUCGUUUUAAGUGUUUGAUUCCCUGAUCUAAAAAUAAAACAUCUCCACUCGAUCUAUUAGUAACAGUAGUUACCGCAAUAAAAGCAUGUCAAGCAAUUGGUAUUACAAAAUCCUAAUAAGUGUUUCCAUAUCCAACUCCUUCAACAUUGCCGUUCCUCAUCACUUCUGCACAAUAGGACUGAUAUGGAAAAGGAAAUCCCGUCUAUUCAUUAUUGUGUAAAUGUAUUUAUACAUCAGGUAGUUACAAUGAGAAGCUAAUCCUACGGAGAGUCUCCCUGAAGAUAUGCAACAGAAACAGAGUAGUGGAGUACAGGGCUAACAAUCAGUUCCUAACUUCAGGGAGAUAUAUUAUCUCUAUCAAGGACUACCUUAUGCUAUUCACGAUUAAGCAGGUUGUAGUUCGAGUGGUUAACUAUUCGGGUCAACUGUCAUGGUUUACUUUAAAGAUAAUAUGAAUUCAUAGUGUGACAUUUACCAUUAGCAUUCGGCAGAUAGUAUGAAUUUCACACAAGGAAUACCAGGUGAAAGAAAGGAUAAGCAGAGAUUACCAUAUACUACAGCUACACACACAAAAAGCUAUCUUUGCAAAACCAACGAAUAAUGCAGUAUCUAAGAUCAAGCGAAAUGACAAUCAGGCCAAAUAGAGCACCCACUAGAGAAACCCAUAGAAAAAGAAAAUACCUUUCUUGGUGGCAUUCAAAGAGGCUUGCCAGAUUGAUCGAAACCUAGACAUCCCUGCCGCAGCUGAAACUGCAAAAUUAGCCAAAAAGAACAGAAUCAAAAAAAGCCAUAAAUUAGUGAGAAUUUAACGAUGCAUCAUGCACUAUAAUGAUGAAAAGGGAAGAACCCCUAGCAAUGAAUGUCAGCUCCCAGCUUUGAGCGAUUCAGAAUCGUGGAAGGCAAACUGGAAAUGAUUUGAAAUGGUAGGCGAACAAUCCAAAAGAAGACGAGCCACCUUAUACAAAGUAGCACAAGAAGAGAAACAGUGUGACUCCGCUGCCUCUCAGGGAAGAAAGACACGUCUUCUACGGCGGUGGUUUCCUCCGCGGAAGGUGCACUGGUGGUUGUUUACUGUCCACGGCUGGCCAGGGGAAGCGGUGGAGGAGAGACAGGAGGGCGAUCGCCUGGAGGUGGAGCAGCGAGUAACCGAGUUUGAGGAAAGUUUGAAGUUCCGAGCUGUAAUGGGCUGUCGGCCUGUUGGGCCGUUAUUCGUUUAGUCUUAACUGGGCCAUGCACUCAAAUAUUUGAGCUUUUCAAGUCCAACGGUAGCAAGCCCUUCGAUUUUCUAUAGUGGGGAUUUUUUUAAUAUAUUUGGUGGAAAUGGAACUUAGGGGUCGUUUAGUUUUGAUGAUUGUUUAAUUGAGAUAGUUACAAUGCAUGUAUUGUCCAUAGUGUAUUGUUUUUUGAAUUUUAUGCACAAACAAUACAUGUAUUGUUUGCUUGAAAUGACACAAACUAUCACUCAAAAUGAGUAAUAGUUAAAUCUCAAGUUUUUGGUGAGAUUGUUGAGUCUUUUUUUUCUCCCAACUAUGUCCCUACAUUUUUUUGUGUGUUACUUUCUUAUAUAAAAAAACAAAAGGUAAAAGUGACAUUUCACUCAAAAAGUCACAUAACUUAUUUAAAUAUCACAUAAACCAAACGAUGUAAACUACAAUAAUACACCAAUUUUCUAAUAUACAUGUAUAUUAUUAUGCAUGCAUUGAUGACAAUUCAUCAAUUUAACUAUCACCAAAACCAAAUGACUAUGUGUAUUUGUACAAAGAGUUGAUAAUUAAUAUGCGACACAAAAGAGAUGAGACCAAUGACCUAGUAAUACUCAGAGCUGUCACAAUAACUAACUUCGAAGUGAUUGGUUCACAUUAUAGGGAUUUCAUAUUUAUCUUUUUUUUCUACACAUUUCCUCGUAAGAUUGUCAUAAUAUAUCACCUCGUCAUUUAAUCACAAACGAUAGUUGGAUCUCGGUACCUUGUACAGUCUUAAAAUGGGGUUCGUUGAGAUUCCAAAAGAAGAUUUCUCGAUCAUUAAAAGUUGUAAUAUCGUGUCAAGAUCCUAAUAACGUAACUCGGAGUUGUUGUGAGAAGUUCAAUUGUAGAUCCCUUUUGAGGGUGGUGAGUUUCAAACUGUCCAAGUCUCCACCUUGUUAUAACUAGGGGUGUUCUUGUGAUUGCCUUUUGCUUGGGUUGAGUAGUGGACCGGAUCCUACCCACGUCGAUGGCAAUUGAGACGAUGGAUUGGGACCGGAUCCUAGUUAAGUUGAUGAUUAAUGGGAGAAGAAAACUUGUGUUCCAAUGUUCUCUCUAAACCAUAGGUGUGUUGCAAUUUUCAAUAUCAUGCAUGUUUAUUUGGAUAAGUACAUUGAGGAAAAUGAUGCACGAUUAUCUAACAACGGGGUUGAGUACACUAAUAUAUUCUUAGUAUGAUGUGAUGAAAUUUGACACAAAAAUAAACCUGUUAUAAAAUGAUACACAAGCACAAGUUGGAAAGAUGAUAGGGGAUGGAACUUAACUUGAAUUAGGGCUUUGGCCCCCACCAACCAAGAUUUGUUGGUUUGUGCAUAAUUAACCACCCACUACUUAACUAGAUACUUGAAUUUUCAGGAGGGGGUUUACUCAAUACUCAUUAAUUCAUUGUUAUGUCUUUGUCAACAAGCUAAAGCUGCUUUCCCUACCUUUAAUUCACACCUAAUAUACAAAAUAAUAGGGCAUACAUUACCAACCACCUAAUGCUUAGUAUUUUUUGAAAUUAUUAAUUAGCUCCUAAUCUUAUUCCCUCCCUCAAAAAAUUCAGAGCAUCUUUAACAACUCAAAUCAUUAGUCUUAACUUUUUUUGUGAAAGUUCUCCCCACCCAGUCUUCUAUUCCAACUUUCUGAAAUUAGUAUCCUUCCAAGCUCCAACCCAUAGUUCCAUUAUCCCUCUUUGGACAUUUUUAUUUAGAAAUGUUAUAGGGAUAGAUGGUCAAAAUGGCAUGGCAUGGCUCAUUUUGAUACUGAAUAUCUAGAAUAGUGGUGCGAAGCUAUGUUAUGGCGAGAAGGGGGUGACGAACUCUACUCAUAGUUAAAAAUUCUAAAAGUACAUCAUAAUCAUUUUGAUAAUAAAAAAAAUGUCAUAAAAUUGACAAGUAAAGCAAUUGCUAAAAU
Messenger RNA from Linum trigynum, 3509 nucleotides. Lineage: Eukaryota; Viridiplantae; Streptophyta; Magnoliopsida; Malpighiales; Linaceae. The record is from the annotation of a GenBank genome assembly.